CAUCGUCCAGCACUGACCUUUAACGUCAUCACCAUGAAAAUUCUGACUCUAUCUGCAGUUUUUGGUGCCAUGUUGGCUCUAACCAGAGCUGUUGCUCUUCUAAAUGACCAGGUUGAACUUGGAACAGGGGAAACUAUUCCAGAAGGACAGAGUCACGCUGUCAAGAGGUCAACAUCUUGCCCCUGGGGUUGGUCUAGAUACAGAGGUCGCUGUUUCAAAUAUGUUCCAACACCUAUGACUUGGACCAGAGCUGAGCAAAACUGCCUCUCAAUGCAUGCAAACCUCGCAUCUGUACACAGCAGUAAUGAGUACCAUGCAAUUCAGCAGCUCAUAGUGGGAAUCACUCAUGCGUAUGACAUCACAUGGAUUGGAGGCUAUAAAGCACAUGGGGGGCGUUCUUGGCUCUGGAGUGAUGGUACAUCUAUGCGAUAUUUUAACUGGUGCCCUAAAGAACCUAACAACCUUGGGCUCAACCAGCGUUGCAUACAAAUGAACUUUUCAGGCGCCAAGUGCUGGGAUGAUGUGCAGUGUUCCAGUAGGCGUCCAUCUGUCUGUGCCAAAUAACUCCUGUGAUUCCUAGGCUGACAUGACGAUGAUAGAGAAACUUUCAACAGCACAAACACUGGUGUAGAGUGGUGUUUGCCUGCACAUUAGCCUCAUAUAUCACCUAUAUCACUUUUAAUCUUUAAUUCUUUUCAUCACUGUAAUGCUACUUAAGGAAGGAAACAACAAGUG
Molecule: messenger RNA, 735 nt
Organism: Monopterus albus (swamp eel)
Lineage: Eukaryota; Metazoa; Chordata; Actinopteri; Synbranchiformes; Synbranchidae
Product: ladderlectin-like
Exons: 7
Coding region: 34-564 (176 amino acids)
Source: RefSeq, a predicted model, not a curated record